GCCCCUUUUGUCUCCAGCGAAAGAAAAAUAAUCCGGAUUUCUUUCCUCCUCGUGUCCACUUUCUUCAUAUCAAUCGCCAAACCUGAACCAAGUCUGACUUGGAUGCCACUCGUUUAGUCCAGCCAUCCAUGGUAUCCUUCUGAUCGAGUUCUACACACACAGUUCGUCAUUGUGGCAGCAGGCGCCGCUCACCUGGGUAUCUGCUCGCAUGUCCACUAGUAUCGACAAUCAACAGAAUCACAACUCGUCUGUCUUUUCGUCGCACUCACGGAAACGGUCUUCUCCUGUUUCGGUGCCACCGACUGGCGAUUCCUCCGGCAAGGCUUCGCCAAUGUGUUCAGAGAAACCAAUCAUGACGCAAAGGUCACGACUCGUCAAGGCCAGCUUGAUCAUUGCUGGGGCGUUUUUGUUCUUGCUGUAUUUGGUUCCUUCGAGACAUUCUGUCCCUAAUAUUCCGGAUGCUGUUUCCGAUACGACAGGUUCCACGACGAAAUGCACGAAACCAUAUGAUCCGUCCAAGCCUUUACGGCAAUACGUUUUGAUGAUCGAUGCUGGAAGUACCGGAUCUCGCAUUCACGUUUAUCGCUUUAAUAACUGCGGACCGACUCCCGAACUUGAGGAUGAGGUCUUUAAAAUGACCGAGCCGAGAGAAGGUGGAUCUGGUCUCAGCUCCUAUAAGGAAGACGCCGAAGGUGCGGCAAAGAGUCUCGAUGUGCUGAUGGAUGUUGCUAUGGAAAGUGUCCCUGAUGAGUACAAGCCCUGCACGCCAGUAUCGGUUAAAGCGACAGCAGGUUUGCGUCUGCUUGGAGACGAGCUGAGCGACGAGAUCCUACGAGCAGUGAGACAUCGGUUGGAGACCGUCUAUCCAUUCCCGGUCGUCUCGGACGAGAAGGGAGGAGUACAGAUUUUGGAUGGAAGCAAAGAGGGAGUUUAUGCCUGGAUCACCACCAACUACCUUCUCGGUAAGAUUGGUGGGCCAGACCACACACCGACAGCUGCCAUCUUUGAUUUGGGCGGUGGCUCGACCCAGAUUGUCUUCCAGCCAACCUUUGACAGCCCGGCUGGUGGUAUGCCAGAGAAACUUGCCCCGGGCGAUCACAAAUAUGAACUGCAAUUUGGCGGACGCGACUUUGAACUCUACCAACACUCCCACCUUGGUUACGGUCUUAUGGAAGCCCGUGCCGCGGUUCACAAGUCCAUCGUCGAAGCUAAACUCGCAGCAAGCCCGACGGAUAAGUCCUGGCUGAGCAAACCAAUCCCGAAUCCUUGUAUCGGUCCUGGCAUGACACGACAGGUUAAUCUUACAUUCCCGAAGGAACACGAUUUGGCACCUGAAAUAUCGGUCACCAUGGUCGGACCCAAGGAAUUAUCUGCACCUGCUCAAUGCCGUGGAUUAACCGAAAAGAUCUUGCACAAGGAAGCUGAUUGUAAAUUGGCUCCUUGUUCCUUCAACGGAGUUCAUCAACCUUCUCUCGAAAAGACUUUUGCCAAGGAGGAUGUCUAUAUCUUUUCCUACUUCUACGACAGGACCAAACCUCUCGGGAUGCCGGAUUCUUUCACCCUCCAUGAGCUACAACGCUUGACCGAAAUUGUCUGCUCUGGAAAGGAUAACUGGGGAAUUUUCGAAGGUAUCGACGGAGCCCUGGAAGAACUCGAAGGCCGCCCAGAGUCUUGUCUGGAUCUCAACUUUAUGCUCGGUCUUCUUCACACUGGUUAUGAGAUGCCUCUAUCUCGCGAGGUGAAGAUCGCAAAGAAGAUUAAGGGUAACGAACUGGGUUGGUGUUUGGGUGCAAGCUUGCCACUACUGAGUCAAGAUUCAGGCUGGACCUGCCGCAUCAAGGAAGUCUCAUAAGGGAACCGCAAUCACGAUGCCAUGAUAAUAUAUAUUCUUCAAGACAGGUCUAUACAGGCAUUAUAGUGUAAUCAUUCUUCUAUAUUCCAUCUGCAUUCAAGCAUGAGGUUUCUUGUAUCGAACUUUUGUUCCAGUUUAUUGUUUUUAUGAUGUUUGGGAAGGAAAUCUAGACUAUUGUGUUUUUUGGUUGGUGUUGUUUGUAUGGUCUGAUACAGUAUCUGAGAAUGUAUAGAUACCGGGAUUUGGAUGGAUAUGUAGAAUUAUUUCAGGUCAUAACCUAAAUGUGGGAGAUUGCUAAAAUCUUAUACAUUGAUAUUGCUGCGCU
Messenger RNA from Talaromyces stipitatus ATCC 10500, 2177 nucleotides. RefSeq names its product nucleoside diphosphatase Gda1. Gene Ontology annotation, biological process: protein N-linked glycosylation; nucleoside diphosphate catabolic process. Gene Ontology annotation, molecular function: UDP phosphatase activity; GDP phosphatase activity. The coding region runs from base 209 to 1852 and encodes 547 amino acids. The transcript has 3 exons. Gene Ontology annotation, cellular component: Golgi apparatus; membrane. Lineage: Eukaryota; Fungi; Ascomycota; Eurotiomycetes; Eurotiales; Trichocomaceae. The record is from RefSeq and is a predicted model, not a curated record.